Molecule: messenger RNA, 1965 nt
Organism: Habropoda laboriosa
Lineage: Eukaryota; Metazoa; Arthropoda; Insecta; Hymenoptera; Apidae
Exons: 4
Coding region: 1-1965 (654 amino acids)
Biological process (GO): triglyceride biosynthetic process
Cellular component (GO): plasma membrane
Molecular function (GO): long-chain-alcohol O-fatty-acyltransferase activity; diacylglycerol O-acyltransferase activity
Source: RefSeq, a predicted model, not a curated record
AUGUCGAAGAUACAUCAAGCACUCCUCACGUUCUACACCUGUCUCUUCUCGCCGUUAAUCAUCCUCGUAUUACUCUGUUCGUAUCUCUAUCGUCGCAUCGUAGAGAUUAUAUUGAGGAUACAACUGAAGAACAAAUUCGCUGGUCUCCUCGAUGGAACGGACUGCGUUUGGGCUGUCGAAGAACAAUCUGCACUUUCGGUGAACAACAUCCUCUUGAUCAUUGAAAAAGACGCUCGUCACUCGAAUAUCAACUUUCUGGAGAGCUUUCGUGACCUAGCGAGAAAUCGUAUAAUUAAUUCAUCUUACGAUAAGUUGCUCUACAAGAGGAAAAGAAAAUUUGGUUACUAUUUCUGGGAGAGAAGCGAAGAGAUCGAUCUGAGAGAACGAGUCAGGUGGUUGGAAUACGAGCGUUCGAACUGUGAUGGUUCCUGCGAUAAUAUUUACAACGGUCACUUGAAGAGAGUUCUUUGGAACGUUUGCAAUCAACCGUUGCCGGAGGAUCACACGGCUUCGUGGGAAAUUUUGAUCGGAAAAUGUUGUCCCAGAUCGAGUCAUCAUUAUCUUCGACGAAUGGAGGAGCGUUUGACGAGCAAAAUCAAGAUUCCCGUUCUGUUUCGCGUUCAUCAUUCUCUCGGCGACGGUAUGGCUCUUCUGAAAUUCUUCAGGGACGUGAUCAUCGACAAGGAGCCGGUUCCGGAAACGACGCUGGAGCUGGGCAACUCGAGGAUCCAGAUGAAGAGCGAGAAGAUGAAGAAGCUGAAUGUGACGGUAUCUGUAACGAAUUCUGCAAGUUUGAUCGGUGACAAUAGUUUGCAGUGCUCGUAUCAAAAGGACGUUAUAUCUGCAUGUAUGCCGUUUAUUCACUUCGUGAUGUUCUCACAUUUUCUGAAAUUACUGAGGGGACAGUUCGACGACGUGUCGAACUUCUUGAGUAGUGUUACGUUUCAAGAUGUGAUAUUGGAAACGAAAGAAUUUAUGAACAGAGAGAGAGAGAGAUGGUACAGUUUCUAUACGGAGGUUGUUCGUAAAAAGGUGUACAGCUGGUUGAAGAUAACGAAGAUCAUCGUGGAUCUUCCUGGUUGCUUGGUUCAGCAAGCUUUUCGUAGCAUGGAUAAAAGUGCACUCCAUGGAGCGGAAUUGUCCGGAGAGAAGCUGGUUUCUUACUGGCUUGAGGACGAUUUCAAGAACCCCCGCGAUCAGAAGCUGUUUGUGAAGAUCCAGAAUAUUAAGAGUAUCACAGGCGCAAGGUUUGGAGACGUUCUACUGGCUGCUUUAUCAGUCAGCUUACACAAGUACUUUCUUCGUAUGGACGAACCUGUUCCGACAAAAUUGAGCGUAAUCUUGCCGAUGAAAAUCGAAGAAUGGAGCGAGAAUCAUCCUCUGCAGAACAAUAUUUCUGUCGGCAUACUACCGCUUUGCAUUUCACAGAUAAACGACAAACAACUCGCAGAUCCAGCGGAAAAUUGCCAAAUUCUGGAUCGCCUUGAGGACAUUAAAAGAGCUAAUGAUGCUCUGAGAAAAAGUUCUGAUUACGUUGUGAAUUUUUUGGUGAUGAAGUACCUUUCAGCUGUGUUGCCUGAGAAGCUUUUGCAGCCGAUUUUCAAAAGUCACAGCACGAUGGUGUUUAGUAAUUUGGUUGGUCCUCUGGAAGUCAAGAUUUUGGGUCUUUCCUUGAAAAAUAUCGUCUUCUGGAUACCAAACAGAAGUUACACAGGAAUUGGAUGCUCGUUGUUAACUUAUCGAGGUUAUUUGCAUUUGUCUCUAAUCGCCGACAAAGCUCUGGUGCAGAACGAAAAAGCUCUUACGAAGAUACUGGAGAAUACUGUGACUGAAAUCGACAAUCUCUACGAUAGGCUAACUUUGUCAUUUUUUUCGAAGAAGCUUCAUAGGAGUAUGUCAACACCCACGAAAAAAGGCAGGUCAAUUAAAGAAUUAGAAAAUUUAAUGAAAGAGAUAUUGACAUAA